This is a messenger RNA of Arachis stenosperma, 1756 nucleotides long. RefSeq names its product L-Ala-D/L-amino acid epimerase. Bases 155 to 1486 code for a protein of 443 amino acids. Gene Ontology annotation, molecular function: racemase and epimerase activity, acting on amino acids and derivatives. NCBI's taxonomy places the organism in Eukaryota, Viridiplantae, Streptophyta, Magnoliopsida, Fabales, Fabaceae. The record is from RefSeq and is a predicted model, not a curated record. The transcript has 6 exons.
AAAGAGAGUACGAAACAAUAUCAUAGGACGGACACAACUACAAAUAAUCACCAUUGGCAUCUUCUUAUGCAUAGAAUUCUCCUCUGAUUCAUUCACACACUCAUCUCUCAACAUCUGCAAUACAUAACAUAACAUAACAUACACACUUCAUCAAAUGGACUCACCUAGUUUGCGGUUCCAUCUCAAAAACUCAAAAUCCCACACUUUCAUCACACCCUCUCCUACCCUUUUCGCCAACAAUUCCAACAACUCCAAUUCCAUCAAUUUUCCAACUUCCUUUGCCAAAAAGUCCCGUGCUUUAUUCUCCAAAAUGAUGGUUUCUUCUUCUGCACCUGCAACAGCAGCAGCGCCCAUCACCUUUGGCUUCAAGAAUUUGAUGGAAACUUUCACUGUUGAUGUGCACAGAGCAGAGAACAGGCCACUGAACGUGCCCUUGAUUGCACCUUUUACCAUUGCAUCAUCAAGGUUGGAGAUGGUAGAGAACGUGGCCCUUAGAAUUGAGCUCAGCAAUGGCUCUGUGGGUUGGGGUGAGGCACCAAUUCUGCCUUUUGUUACUGCUGAGGACCAGAAAACUGCCAUGGCCAAGGCUUCUGAGGCAUGUGCCUUUCUCAGGAGAUGUCCUUCACUGACACUGGGUUCCAUGUUGGAGGAGAUUGCUGCUAUUCUUCCUGGCCAUGAAUUUGCUUCUGUUAGGGCUGGGGUGGAGAUGGCAAUAAUUGAUGCUGUUGCAAAUAGUAUUCGUGUGCCAUUAUGGAGGCUUUUUGGUGGAGCCUCAAAUACCAUAACCACUGAUAUAACGAUCCCAAUUGUUUCUCCAACUGAAGCAGCUAAAUUAGCUUCUAAAUACUACAAAGAAGGGUUUAAGACUUUAAAGCUGAAAGUUGGCAAGAAUCUGAAUGCAGAUAUAGAAGUGCUUCAAGCUAUAAGGGUUUCCCACCCUGAAUGCCAGUUUAUUUUAGAUGCUAAUGAGGGAUAUAACUCUGAGGAAGCAGUGGAAGUUCUUGAGAAAUUAAAUGAAAUGGGGGUCACACCUGUCCUAUUUGAGCAACCAGUUCAUAGAGAUGAUUGGGAUGGCCUUGGAUAUGUCAGUAACAUAGCAAGAGAAAAAUAUGGAGUGUCUGUUGCAGCUGAUGAGAGCUGCAGAAGUUUAGCUGAUGUCUACAAAAUAGCCGAAGGGAAUCUCGCAGAUGUCAUCAACAUUAAGCUGGCAAAAGUUGGGGUUAUCGGUGCUCUGAAUCUCAUUGAGAAGGCAAAAGCAGCAGGUUUAGAUUUGAUGAUUGGUGGUAUGGUUGAGACAAGACUUGCAAUGGGUUUUGCUGGGCACCUUGCUGCUGGCCUCGGUUGUUUCAGGUUCAUUGACCUGGAUACACCACUUUUGCUGUCAGAGGAUCCGGUUCAUGAAGGCUAUGAAGUUCAAGGUGCCACUUAUAAGUUCAGAAAUGUGAAGGGACAUGGUGGAUUCCUUCAUUGGGACAAUCUUGCUUAGCAAAUUCUGGUUUUCUUGGAGAGUACAACCAUAGUUAGUCUAGCAUGGCUGCUAACAUAUGAUAGUUGUGAAUGAAUGAAUGAUGUACACCUUAAAAAGAAUUCAAAUUAUUCAUUCCUUGUGAUUGGUUGGGAAGAAAAACAUUACUAUAGUUGGUUCUUGAACUAUUACCAAGAACCUCUAUGAUCAGAUUGCUUUACUUAGACAAAAAUGUGGCAUAAGUACUAUGUGAAUAAGUAAGAAAAGAAAGGUGUUUUUUAUUGUAUGGAA